AUGAUCAAUGAGGACCUAUUGAUAGCUGAUAACAUUUUGCCCCUACAAUCGCAUUUCCUUCAGCAACACCUGCUUGAAAACCAGGCAGGUGAUUUUCCCAAACAGCGCCCCCCCUCACGGAGACUUCCCACCACUCUAACGGAGGAGAGUAGGGGUUUGCACAGAGCUUCAUGCCACGCUGAGGUGAAGACCCAUCGCCCCGAGGAGGACGAGGAGCAGUCGUCAGUCCUCCCCAGGCAUUGGGACCGGCUGGGGAAACUAGUGGACCAGGACUCGGAGGAGGAGGAGGAGGAGGAGCUGGAGCUGAUGGAAGGAAGAAGACACAGACAUAUAGGGGCUGAGGCCAAUUAUGAGAAUAGACAAUCCAAUAGGACUUCUGGCAGGGAGAAGAGGGAGAAUCUAGUAGGCAGGGGAUCGAGAGCACUGACCAGAAAUGAGGAUGCAGAGUUUGCCAUUGGCCUUUUAAUAGGAACAGUGGCUACAGCAGAUGUCUUACCAAGGAGAAAGGAGCGCUACAGAGAGGACCUGCAAGAGCAGAUAGCUGAACAGCAUAGGAACAAGAAGAGGGCUCCAGACUAA
This is a messenger RNA of Sander lucioperca (pikeperch), 579 nucleotides long. Its product is annotated as conglutin alpha 2-like. NCBI's taxonomy places the organism in Eukaryota, Metazoa, Chordata, Actinopteri, Perciformes, Percidae. Bases 1 to 579 code for a protein of 192 amino acids. The transcript has 4 exons. The record is from RefSeq and is a predicted model, not a curated record.